Molecule: messenger RNA, 1648 nt
Organism: Somion occarium
Lineage: Eukaryota; Fungi; Basidiomycota; Agaricomycetes; Polyporales; Cerrenaceae
Source: the annotation of a GenBank genome assembly
GUUGUGCUCGUCGUUGGCCACCAAGUUGCACAUACGCCAUAGACUUACUUCAACAAACUUACUGGGUACUGUGUCUCAACGCCUUACGAGGGGUUGAUUUAUAGGCAGAGAUCCCCGCUGUUUUACCCGUAGAGAAGGACACAGUUUCUCCUUACUGCACAUCCUUUCUCACUGCCAGACCCUAAAGAUACAACUCACUGCUCUUCUUCGACGCACCAUAUGGAAUAUCUUUCCGAUAAUCACUUCCAGUUGCUCCUUGCCAAGGAGUGGCUGGUGAAGAUUGAUAUUGAGAAAUCGAUGCCUUAUUUGCUCAAAUUCUAUGCUUCAGCGGCAGACCUUUCUUGCUGUCUCAUGAUUACAGACACCAAGACCGUCUGGGGUGAAGUGCUAUCCAGUAAAUUGCUCGCACGUCGUUGGCGUGACUGCAAUCCUUCACCAUCUUUUGUCACUGAAAGUGAGGAAGACGAAUGGAGGGAGCAGAUCCUCGACCUUCUGACCGCAGCACACAGCCUCGGUGCAAUUGCAGAUCUUUCUUUUGAGGUCGUGCAAUCCAAGAACGCUGACCUGGCCUUUGAGCUGGGACACAACGAGUUCAAAUGGAGAUGGGAAACCUAUAUUCAAGGACCCAAAGUGUCUGCCGACGUUAUAUCCAAGCAUCUCAUCAUGCCUCUUAUCAGUGCAAGCCAUCUGGCCUUCUCGUCCUCUGAUUCUGUCAGCGAGCUAUCAGAAGCAAAUCUAGAGAAGGCGGUAGACAAGGCAGGCAGGGCAGGGAGGCGGACGGUCGAUAACCAUGUGAAACACGCUAUUUCUCGGCCAAGACUAGCGACGACGAUGCGACGAAUGUCCGCUGUUUUCAACUUCCUUCCUGAUUCGCCGCCGAUAAUAUCAAAAGUUGAGCCACCAGAGCUUCAUGUGCCUGCUAUCCGUCCAAAAUCUCCGCUACCGACGGCAGCUCCACCCCUAAGCAGAUCUCGCCGCUCAGUUUCCCCGGGUCCAUCGACCAAAGCAUCGGUAGCUCGUUCACCGCCGAGACAGUUCUCACAGGAACCUUCUCGGGCUCUCGCUCAGGCUGUCGAUGAGGAUUCCGCGACAGAAGAAGAGGAGGGUGAUCUACAACCUGCCAGGCCCCAAAGAACCGGUAGAGCCGCACGCACUUCUGGCAGCCCAAGGUCCCCGAAACGUGACAGCGUAGUUCAUUCUCGACAGCCCUCGCCAGGACCAGUUACUCUUGAGAGCGCGCCGCUGACUGUGUCCGAACCGAUUUCCGACACCUCUCCUUCUCCAGCCCGCCCUGCGAAGAAAUCAAAGCGAUCUAGGGUGUCCUCGUCCAGCGAAGAUGACAGUGAGGCCGAGCGCAAACGACGUCUUGCUCAGCUCAAAAGCGGCUCCUCUAGGGGGCCGAAACAACCGAUCAAACGUGGAGGUAAACGUUUCUAGUCCACCCCAUUUUCUUUGAUGGGUGUAUAUACUCGUGGCCCUGCUACCGCAAAUGGAAUAUUCUACUUGCACCUCUGGAUGUAUCAUAGCUACUCGAGGCAAGAGAAUCUGUCUCAUGGAUCGUGCCCACAUCGUGUUCAUCCAUCAAGAACCUCGAGUAGGCGUCUGAGUUCCAAGAAUACGUUGACGCCAAGAAACGCCCUUCAGCUAU